CUGAAUUGCGCGUUCGCUUUUACUGUUUUGUCUUUCGCAAGCAUCCGUAGUUGGGCCCCAUAAAACGCUUUGGCCACUGAUACCCGGACGUGUGUGCUGAAGGUCGUGAAUUAAACGGGAUGACAAUGUCACUAACAAAACCAGCAAUGAGAGGCCUCCUUGCCAAGCGUUUGAGGUUUCAUUUGCCCAUUGCGUUUGGUCUUUCCCUGAUUGCCGCAAUUGCAUUCAAGUAUGCAGUAACAGAACCCAGGAAUAAGGCAUAUGCUGACUUCUACAAACAGUAUGAUGCUACGAAGGAGUUCAAUGCCAUGAAAGAAGCUGGCAUUUUUGAAAGUGUUAGGCCCUCUGGAGAAUAAAGUAAUAUCAUGUUGUGUGGUCCCCCUGCAUUCCUGGUCUGGAUUGAAUCUUUAUAAGAUUACUGGAUAUGAACAUUAAUGUCUGAUGUUCGCACGAGUAAACAAAUAAACUAUUUAAAACUUC
Molecule: messenger RNA, 480 nt
Organism: Triplophysa rosa
Lineage: Eukaryota; Metazoa; Chordata; Actinopteri; Cypriniformes; Nemacheilidae
Product: cytochrome c oxidase subunit 6C-1
Exons: 4
Coding region: 120-356 (78 amino acids)
Biological process (GO): mitochondrial electron transport, cytochrome c to oxygen
Source: RefSeq, a predicted model, not a curated record